AUGAGGAUAUGUUAUGCCGGCCGGGACACUGGGUGGAUAAUCCUGACUUUGUUUGGGGUGGUCCGUGUGGGGGGGACGACGACCAACCAGUCCUCGUUGGAGGAGGCUUCGUUAGAGCCACGGAAGGAAGUUUCGAAGUCGAUGGGGGGACCUGCACUCCUGGGACCUCCACUCUUCGUGAAAGUGUCGACGGAACUGUCCGUCCCACCGCGGACCACCUGGGCUGGUCCUAAUUUAGUUGCCCGGGCGUUAGACGAGUGCUUAGAGAAGGAGAAGAACCUCAAACCGGCCCUCGGGCCAUAUGAGGAAGAAAAGGUUGCGCGUUCGGCUAAGGACGCUAUCCUAAGAGAGCUGAGAGACCUGAGAGACCUGAGAGACCUGAGAGAGCUGAGCAACCGAAAAAGUAAGGCAGGAGACUUGUCGUCAAUUUCCGACUUAUCGUCGAUUUCCGAUCUGUCGAUUUCCGAUCUGUCGAUUUCCGAUCUGUCGAUUUCCGAUUUCGAACGCUGUUCAUGGGCAUGGCUAAAAUUGGCAUUGGUAACGCGUGAGUAUCAACACAAUGAUGGUGGCGGACUGAUCUCACAGUUGGAAGAGUUGGUGGUGCGGCCGCCUGGUUUAUCUGAUACGUGGUUCUUAGCCGGUGUCUUAUAUACAUUUCUGCCUUAUAUGCGUCGGUGGUUGCCGCCGAAGCUCUCAUCCAAGGGUGGUUGGGAUUGCCGGAAGAUGAUUUUUCGGAUCUCCUUUCCAGACGGAGUUGUUCGUUUGCCGGAGAGUGAGGAAUGUGUAAACCGUAUUUGUGCUUACUCAAAGUUAGAAUGGUGGUUCCGUCAGGCUUACACCAAUGCUCACAUUGAUGAGGAAACAUGGAGAGGUCUUUCGAAGCGACAAACCGAGUUCUUCAGAGUUAAGCGGGUUUUGGGUAGGCAAGCGUUUGAUGACGCUAUACAAGCAAUGAGGGUUCGAAUCCCGCCUCCGGCCCAUGUGAAAUUGUCAAAUUUACAGUACCUUUCUUGCUUGCACAAGUACGCUGUUACCACUCCUGAGAAAAUGACGAAGAAAUUUCGGACCCGUUAUCCCAAGGCAACACGUUAUACUCUGCCCUACUCAUCCAGUGACCCUUCUUCGUCCAGUUCUGUUCCACCUGAAGCCAUUCCAUCAGAAGCCAUUCCAUCAGAAGCCAUUCCCUCAGAAGCCGUUCCGACAGAAACUGUUCCGACAGAAGCCGUUCCUGCGCUGUCUGGUUUGUCACCGGCCUCGGUAGAUGUCGAGAGCUCGGUUGCUGCCGACAGGUCGGUUGUUGCGGAGAUGACCAGCUUUAUGGCCCGUGUGCUACAGGAGUGCGCGGAGAGGGAGAGAAAAGAAGGAUAUCUGAUGACGAGUCGGGCGAACGUGGAUAUUGCCAGAUGUGUUCUAAGGAAAUAUGAGCGCGCGUUAAACAAGCUGGGCGGGCGGAGUGGCGGGAAUGGGCAAGUGGAUAGCUGUUUCGACAGCUGCGGGUGGCGAUGGUUGUGUCUGGUGGGAUUGAUGAAUGACUAUUUGGAACCGGAUGAGCUUCACAACUUAAUUGCCGAUAGUGAAAAGAUUGUGCCGAGGCCGAAACAUGUGUCACCAUUAUGGUACCUGGCUUGUCGAAUGCAGACUUGCCUUAGAGUGAAGGUCAUUGCUUCGAGUUUUAAAUGUUGGCUGAAAGCACUUCCGGCAUGGUGGAUACCCAACAGUUUAAUUUACCAGGAUCAUUUCCCACACGCGUUUGGUGAGCUACCGAUGUCUGAUACAUCUGCACGCUUGAUUGCCUUCAGUUCCAGAGCUACACAUUGGCUCGCAUCAGGACUCCGCAAAUUCCAACUGACGUCCAAAACAUGGUCGUCUACUUUACAUGACGACAUGGUGACCAUUUUUCAUACGGUGCUUGGAGACCGGUGGUUCAGUGAGAUGAUAAAUAUAAUCAAACCCAAAAUCUCCGCACUUGCACUUGCCCAAGACGUACAACAAAUGUUACCAGACAAGACCAUCAUGAAAGCCGUCCUCAAGUACGCGGGGUUGGAUCGAAGGGUCGGCGACGCACUGUGUAAAGCAUGGCGGUUGGAUUUGUCCCUGAAGAGACCUGACAUCGCGAACUCGUCUGAUGAUGAAGGGCCGGCGAAAAAAAGAGUGUGCGGCGGAUAA
This is a messenger RNA of Gregarina niphandrodes, 2166 nucleotides long. RefSeq lists its product as hypothetical. Lineage: Eukaryota; Apicomplexa; Conoidasida; Eugregarinorida; Gregarinidae. Bases 1 to 2166 code for a protein of 721 amino acids. The record is from RefSeq and is a predicted model, not a curated record. The transcript has a single exon.